AUGAUGGAUGAUGGCGGGCGGAAUAAACCGUACGCAAGUUCCGCCGGCGAAUACGCCAGGGUGGACUAUCAGCUGUGGAUCGAGAAGGUAGUGGGCAGAGCUGCGUUGUGGGGCGCGAUACCCUGUGGCGAAGAGAUGUGGGCAACAGCGUCAAGCAAAUACGCCAGUCCGAUGACUGAGUCAUGUCGAGAUAUGUCAACUGUGGUGCCGAUUGGCGAUAUGGUGAAAAAUGUCGACGAUUUCCACGAAAAAAUUCGUUCCUCGGUUCUUCCUGCUGAUGUGCUUUUUGCCUCUACGCUGUCCGCAAAUUUCCCUAAGUGA
Molecule: messenger RNA, 321 nt
Organism: Necator americanus (New World hookworm)
Lineage: Eukaryota; Metazoa; Nematoda; Chromadorea; Rhabditida; Ancylostomatidae
Exons: 4
Coding region: 1-321 (106 amino acids)
Source: RefSeq, a predicted model, not a curated record